AUGGAAAAGAGCAUCCAAGAGCCUAACCCCUUUGACCAUCUGAUCAUAGAAUGUCAAGAUGACCCUAAACAAAUCCAAGCGCGAUAUGAGACUCAUCGAUCCAACCGCAAUGCGCAAUUCGGGGAUAAACUCCUCAGCAUGGACUUCAAAGGAUGGCAGAUCGACGAAAUUCUGAGGAAGUUGCAUACACAUGCUGGAGCUGACGGCAAAACAUCACCGUUCGUCGAUCCGCGGCAUAAUCUGACUCUCUACGCUCGACCACCGCAGCAUAUCCGGGAUUUGGUGGCUGAGAUCCAGCAGGAUGUUCGCGAGGUGGCUUCAAGCGUUUGGUUUACGCCCCCAGAACAACUGCACAUGACCACACUGGAGAUUGCUAGCUGUCGACCCGAGCCGGAAAUUGAAGGGUUGGUCUCUCAUCUCCAGGACCAUGGCGUUGUACCGGAGCUGGUGGAUUUUCUAUUCCACCAUCGGACGCGCCUGGUUAAGCCCAUGGUCAGCUACGAUGCAACGGCGAUGGCGCUGUCUUUUGUCCCUGCUGCCGGAGAGGAGACGACCACUGCCCACAACAUAGAAAACGACGGAUAUACAUAUCACCAUUUGCGUCGUGAUGUCUCUAGUAUUGUCACAGCGACAGGGUUACAAACGAGGCCAAGGUACAUCGCCCUCUCAGCACAUAUUACGAUCGCGCGUUUCAUCACCCAGGACGGGUUUGUGCUAGAGAACCCCAAUCACGCGGGAGGAGAGACGGUGGACCAUGCGCGAGUGGCUGCACUGGUAGAAAGGGUGGAGAAGAUUAAUGAGAAGCUCCGGCAGAAGUACUGGUUUCGUGAAGACGGGGUCAUCUCCAGGAAGGGGGAGUGGCUAGUCGGGGAAGAAAGAGGGCUGGAAUUCUGUAAAGGCACAUCAUUUUAUGGCGGAGGAGACGCCGUCCUUGUCGGCAAAGGGUUCCACUAA
Molecule: messenger RNA, 954 nt
Organism: Aspergillus ibericus CBS 121593
Lineage: Eukaryota; Fungi; Ascomycota; Eurotiomycetes; Eurotiales; Aspergillaceae
Exons: 3
Coding region: 1-954 (317 amino acids)
Source: RefSeq, a predicted model, not a curated record